Molecule: messenger RNA, 3658 nt
Organism: Paramuricea clavata
Lineage: Eukaryota; Metazoa; Cnidaria; Anthozoa; Malacalcyonacea; Plexauridae
Source: the annotation of a GenBank genome assembly
AUGGAGCUUCUACUCCUGGGUGAUAGUGAAGGUAACAACCAUUACGUUCUCAUAAAGGAUGUAAACAGGAUGCUUUUCAGUGUAAGUAAAAACACAAACAAGAAGCACUUCUGUCUACACUGUCUUCAUAGUUGUGUGAGUGAAGAGGUACUGGAGAAGCAUAAGGAAACAUGUCUGGAGGUAAAUGGAACUCAGGCCGUAAAUCUUCCCAAGGAAGGUACAAAAAUCAAGUUCAAAAACCACAGAAACUCAAUGCCUGUGCCGUUUGUGAUAUACGCUGAUUUUGAGUCAAUACUAGUACCAGAGGAGAGAAAAGUGGAGUCAGAAAACCCUGAGGAUAAAAGUAGUACAGAUCUUUACCAGACACACAAGGCUUGUAGUUUUGGUUUGAAGACUGUCUGCCACUAUGAUGAUAAGUACUCCGGUGAGUAUAAGAGUUACGUUGGAGAGGAUGCUGCAUUGGUCUUCCUAAAGACUGUAUUGAAAGAGUCCUUCAGAUGUAGAGAGAUGGUCAACAAUAUAUUCAAGAAAAAGAUGGUAAUUACACCCAAACAGGAAUUCGAAUUUCAAGCUGCAAGAAACUGUUCAAUAUGUGGUAACGACCUUGGUGAGGAUAGGGUAAGAGACCAUGACCAUGUAACAGGAAUGUACCGUGGAGCUGCUCAUAAUAUAUGUAAUCUGAAGUACAGAAUUACAUGGAAAGUGCCUGUGGUCUUCCAUAAUCUGAGAGGUUACGAUAGUCAUCUGAUUAUGCAGGAAAUUGGUAAGUUUAAGAUGGACAUCAACAUGAUUCCAAACAACAUGGAAAAAUACAUUUCAUUCUCACUGGGUAAAAAUCUGGUCUUCAUAGACUCUAUACAGUUUAUGGCUUCUUCACUGGAAGCACUGGUAAGUAACCUUUCACCUGAGGACUUCAGGAUAGUAGGUAAGAGGUGGAAGGGUGAGGACUUUAAUCUAGUUACACAAAAGGGAGUGUUUCCACAUGAGUUCCUCGAUAACAUUAACAAGCUUGAUACUGAAGGUCUACCGAGUAAGGAUAAGUUCUACUCAUCACUGUAUGAGUCAGAGGUGAAGGAAGAAGAUUACCAAAGAGCUCAAAAAGUAUGGGAUCACUUCAAGAUGAAAACCUUGAGAGACUACCACGAUCUCUACCUGGAGACUGACGUUCUUCUGCUGGCUGAUGUGUUUGAAAACUUCAGGAGAACAUGUCUGGAAAGUUAUGAACUUGACCCUGCACAUUACAUGUCAGCACCUGGUCUGAGUUGGGAUGCUUUUCUAAAACAGUCAGGUGAAGAAAUAGAACUUGUAAGUGAUAUGGAUAUGUUUCAGUUCUUCGAGAAGGGUAUGAGAGGUGGUACAAGUUAUAUUGCCCAUAGACACUCCACAGCUAAUAAUAAGUACAUGGAGACGUACAACGAGUCGUCUGAGAACAAGUACUUGAUGUACCUCGAUGCUAACAAUUUAUAUGGCUGGGCAAUGUCACAAUCACUCCCAAAUGGAGAGUUCAAGUGGGUUGAGGAAUUCGACGGUAUGAAUCUAGAUGAUUACCUUGAGGACAGCGAAAGAGGUAUGGUUUUAGAGGUUGACCUGGAAUAUCCACAAGAACUUCACGAUCUACAUAACGGUUAUCCUCUAGCACCAGAGAGUAAGGAAAUUGAUUCUUCCAUGUUGUCAGAUUAUUCUAAAAGUAUUGCUGAGAAAUUCAAGCUGAAAAUUGGAGGAGUAAAGAAACUUGUAACUUUACUAGGUCCGAAGAAGAACUACGUCUUACAUGUACGUAAUCUAAAACUGUACACGGACCUUGGGAUGAAACUCACGAAGGUCCAUAGAGCGGUUACGUUCAAGCAGUCUCCCUGGCUUAAGGACUAUAUAGACUUCAAUACGAAGAAAAGGUCUGCAGCCCGUAACACGUUCGAAAAGAACUUCUUCAAGUUAAUGAACAACUCGAUCUAUGGAAAGACUAUGGAGAAUCUUAGGAAAAGGGUUGAUGUGAAAUUAGUGUCCUCCAAAGAUGACCUCCUAAAACUGACAGCAUCACCGUGCUUCCAGUCACAUCGAAUCAUGAAUGAGAAUCUUAUAGUGGUAAAACGAAUGAAAGAAGUUCUAAUGCUAAAUAAACCGUGUUACGUAGGAAUGAGCAUCUUAGACUUAUCAAAGACUUUAAUGUACGAUUUUCACUACAACACCAUCAAGAAGGAGUACGGUAAUAAUUCAAGGCUACUGUUCACUGAUACUGACAGUCUAAUGUAUGAACUGAAGACGGAUGAUGUUUAUGAGGACUUUAAGAAAAUCGGUGAAAAGCAAAACUGUUGGGAUAAUUCAGAUUAUCCAAAAGAUUCUCCAUACUACUCAACUCACAACAAGAAGGUUAUAGGUAAGUUUAAGGAUGAAGCUGAAGGAGUACCUAUAAUUGAGUUUGUUGGGUUGAGGUCAAAAAUGUAUUCCUAUGUAAAGGAAAACGGUGGAGGUGGAAUGACUGCUAAAGGAGUUAAAAAGUAUGUCAUCAGAAACAAGCUCACUCACGAGAACUUUAAGAAUGUAAUUAAUACGAAAGGUAGGAUGAGACAUAAUAUGAAUACAAUCAGGAGCAUGAAGCAUACAAUUGGAACUUACGAAUUGAAGAAGGUUACUCUGAGUUGCUUCGAUGAUAAAAGGUAUCUUUUGGAGGAUGGAGUUACCAGUUAUGCUUACGGUAACAAGAAUAUAAAAAAUAGUGACUGAGAAGUUCCCACAGAGUAGAAAGUAAUAAUCCUAAAGGGUAAAUAAGCAGGAAGGGCCCCCUGCCUUGUGUACCCCCAAGGAGAGAAUAAAAGAUGUUGAAGAGGCUUUGGAGUAGGAAGGCUGGACGGUAUUGGGAAAGUGUAGGGUAACCGUACUAGAGUCUCAGCUGAGAUAAGUUAAAUGAAAAAACAAGAAUAGCAGUUUCACAUUCCAAUUAAAUGUACUAACCAUUAAUUUUAAUAUAAUAAAAAUAAAUACUUUUUAAUAAAGAUAAAAAUCUAGUGGUCUAGAAAAAUUGGAUUAAAUUUAGACCGGAAGUUCUAUUUUUCUCUUGGGUCCUAAGCGGAGAGUUAGUGGUCUAGAAACCUCAGUUGCUAUACUACUUGUCUUGGAUAAUGCUGAUGUCAAGUGCCCAUGUACAGAAGUUGUUGCUGAGUGGCAUGACUUGUUAACCUAUAUCAUCAAUUACCUACAGCCAAACAAGCACAACUACAAGAAAACGUGGAAGUUUGUCUUUCUGUCAUCCUAUGCAAAAUCAAAAUGGAAGAACAUCCUUACCUUAGUUGAAUUGCUAUUUUCUAUCCCUGUGUCAAAUGCAAAACUAGAACGCAUGUUUUCAAAUAUGCAGAGAGCAAAAGUGGAUUCAAGAUGCUCUUUAGGUGAGCAAAGGCUGACUCACCUGCUAAGAAUCGAAGAAGAAGGGCCAGAACUUGGUACCUUUGAUGUUACCCCAGUAGUUGAACUAUGGCUUAACAGCAAGGUUAGGAGACCUAACCAGAACAAAAGGAAGAAGUACAAGCAAAGAAAACAGAAAUCAAAGAAAUAUUAUGAUAAUGAUAAUUACACCAAUCUCUUUUCUUUAAUUGACAAUACUGAUAAUAGUAGCACAGAUGAAUCAGAUGAUGUGAUUGAUGUCUCUGUUGAAGACAUGGACUGA